AUGGAUUCUAUCAAUGAGAGAUGCACUAAUUCAAUCAAAAGUAAUGAAGAAAUUGAAAAACUAUGCACUCCUGAAUAUAAUAAUUUUAUAGACAAGGCAAUCUGUUUGUUGAAUAAUGGAUAAACAUUUUAAAAGCUUUUUGUUUGUCAAAAUAUUCACAAAGCUACUGAGCUUGAUUUUUAUGUUCCAGAACUUGUCGCAUUGAUGAUUGUAAAUCUCCAUUCCCAUUAAUUUUAGAAUAAGCUUAAAAGUGAGGACUCAUAAGUGAUCAAGGAAUUGAUCAAGGCUCUAAGUGUACUCAUCACCUUACUCAAAGAAAAUGUGUUAAGCAAAAUUAGAGAAUAAUUUUUGAAGUAACUCUAGGAGUUAUGUUUUAACUAUUAUAAUACCCCAUUUUGUGAUUAAGUAUGCGAGCUAAUGCAAACUCUAUCCAAAUUUAUGGAAUUCGAUUUCCAACCCUAUCUACUUAUUUUAAAUGAAGAUAGUGUCAGGUAUGAAGCAUUAAAAGUUAUUUAAAUGCUCUACCCUGUUAUGACUAGUCCUUAACAAGUCCAAUCAUUGAAGCAUGUAAAAUAAUGCAUCGGGAGAAAGAAUGAGCGCAUGUGCAGAAUAAUCGACCAAGUCAUACUCAAUAAUGAUAAAUUACUUAUGAUACUAAUUAAAGAGGAGGAAUGGCUGAAGAAUACCAUAUCGUUGAUCUCAGACUUCGAUAAAUAAGUUAGAUUGAGUGGGUGUAGACUAUUUCUCAAUUCUUGGUUGAAGAUGGAAGAAUAAGGUUAUGAGGGUCAUAUCAAAUUCUAAGACACUCUCCAACAGAUAAUACAGUUCAUAGAAGAUGAUCCCAAAAUCAUCACUUUAGUAGCUUAAUGCAUUUCAACCAUUAAAACAGAACCCAUUUAAUAGGCAUUCAUGGAUUACAUAAGACCUCAACCUAUUCAAAUUGAACUAAUUAAGGAGUACUAUCAAUAUGUCUAUUAAUUUGACUCAAAGAUUCGAUAACAAUAUGAUGACUUUCUAAUCAAUUAGGUAUCUAAUCUAAUUGAUACCAGUAAAGAGUUUAGUUUUCUUAAACAUCUCUCAGACGUAUACACUUAAUUAAGUGAAUAAACACAUCAAUAACUUCUCGGUUUAGUAUUUGGCAAUUUAGAGUUGAAUUAGAUUUUAUUCAUACCUUAUCUCCUUGAUAUCAUCAAUAAGGGGAACAGAAUCAAAAACAGACAGUUAGCUGUUCAAUUGCAAAGAACCUUUGACUUUUUAAAAAAGUCUAUUUUUCAUUAUGAAUAGAAAGGUCUUUGGUAUGAAGUUGAAGAGACUCUCAAUAUUUUGGAAUGUCUGGCUAUUAACUUAAACCUCAAAUCUGAAUUGAAUUCUCUAUGUUUCUCAUACCUAUCAAUGGGAUCUUAACACAUUAGGAAAAAAAUCUGUGCAUAUUUGAUAGAUUAAAUAAUAGAAAAUUAUGAUAAAGUUGUACCUCAUUUUCUAUAAUAUCUGACUCACACUAAUUAUUCAUAUAGAGUAUUAUUCAUUGACUUUUGUAUCUAAAUUUGUCGAAAAAGAAGCAGAAACUUUUUCAAACAUUGCAAUUUAAUUUAGGUCUUAUCAUUACAAAAUGAUCCAGUUUAUUUGGUUAGAAUGAAGUUUGUACAAUUAAUUUAUGAAAUGAGAUUGCUCUUCUGGAAUGAAGAAAAAGACUUAGUCAUUAAAUUGUAAUAAACUUUUCAACAAUUUCUAAAUGAUAAGAAGAUCAUAGUUUAAUAAUUGGCAAAAGAAAUAAAUCAAAAACUUUAACAAAUUCAUUUUCAUCAUCCUGAAACCAUAAUUAAAUAAGACCAUGCCAAUAAUUUGAAAGAAAAUGUGGAAACCUUCUAACCUAAACAUUAAAUAAGACUCAAAACUCCCACAAAAAAUAACGCUACCGCAAGAUUACACACCCCAACAAGCAAAGUUUCUUCGUAAACUCCAACUUUAAAAAAAUAAUAAAUUUUGUUUUCUAAACCUUAAACAAAAAGCACUUGCGUUCAACUACCUAAGGUGCCCCCAAAAUAAAAUAUCUCUAAGACUUAGUCAUUUUAAAAAAAUUCUAAAGAUUAUUGA
This is a messenger RNA of Paramecium tetraurelia, 2094 nucleotides long. RefSeq lists its product as uncharacterized. The transcript is spliced from 4 exons. The record is from RefSeq and is a predicted model, not a curated record. Lineage: Eukaryota; Ciliophora; Oligohymenophorea; Peniculida; Parameciidae.